This is a messenger RNA of Ornithodoros turicata, 5944 nucleotides long. RefSeq names its product calcipressin-2-like (gene sra). Bases 136 to 831 code for a protein of 231 amino acids. The transcript has 4 exons. Gene Ontology annotation, cellular component: cytoplasm; nucleus. The record is from RefSeq and is a predicted model, not a curated record. Gene Ontology annotation, molecular function: nucleic acid binding; calcium-dependent protein serine/threonine phosphatase regulator activity. Gene Ontology annotation, biological process: calcium-mediated signaling. Lineage: Eukaryota; Metazoa; Arthropoda; Arachnida; Ixodida; Argasidae.
UCAUGCUCCCGCUUUAAUUAAAGAUGGCGGCUGUAUUUUGAUUAUUUAGGAAGGGACGUGCGUUACGUGCGUAGUCUACGUGCUCUUAGCGACUUAAAUAGCGUAGUGCGUAAAAAAUACAGUGAAAUAGUUACAAUGAAGACCUUGGAUGACUCGGCAUGUGAAAUGGUGGAACGUCACAGCAUGAACGCUAUAGGUGAAGCCGAAGAACUCUUCACGGACUUGGAUGACACUUCGGAUCUUCCGACGUCACUUAUUAUUACGAACGUCGACAUUAGCGUCUUCACAGACUCAGAGCAACGAACAGCAUUUGAAGAUAUGUUCCGUCAAUUUGAAGAAGAAGCGAGCUUUCAUUACUUUAAAAGCUUUCGAAGGGCUCGGGUAAAUUUUUCUACUCCAGAUUCUGCAGCGCAAGCACGCAUUCGAUGUCAUCAGACAACGUUUGGUGAAAAUGCACUUAACUGCUAUUUUGCUCAGGCAGCUUCACCUGGGGAAUGUUCCCCCGGAAGUAGUCUUCUGCAACCUCCGUUGCCUCAACGCCAGUUCCUCAUAUCUCCUCCUGCAUCUCCUCCAGUUGGUUGGGAACCCAGGGAAGAGGCCGAGCCCUGUCUUAGCUACGAUAUCAUUACUGCUUUAGCUAGCCUCACUCCAGGGGAGUCACAUGAGUUGCACCCAGCAUCUGGAUCUCAGCCGGGGAUCAUUGUGCACAUUUGUGAAGAAACUAGCCCCACCAAGAGCAAGCCGAAGGCAGUUAUCCACACACGUUGCCCCGAACACGGCUCGGACACCAGCCUGGAAGAGUCUGUGCCACAGUCCAUCUCCAGCUCCUAGAAUUGCUGUCACUAGGGUGACUGUGGUAGAAUCACAUCCUGCUAAACAUGCUUUGGUGUCUGAAAUUAGACGUGAAGGCACCUUGACGGUGUUUGGAUUAUAAUUGACAGAGCUUUUGGUUUAGUGUCAUUCAGCUAGUCCAUGACGGGUUGUUACGCUGCUGCAGUUCAUUCUGAGGUAUCUAUCCGGCUGGAAUUACGACAGCAUAGCUACACCUCUAUUCCAACAGUGUAGCCUACCUAUACAUCUUGGAAUAGAGGUGUUCAUAUCUAUAAAAAGUGGGAUCAACUCGUUUGAAUUAUGAUAAUUUUUUGGGGGGGAACAUGUUUAAUUCAAUGAAAAAAAAAUGCAAAAAAAUUUUGGGGUUUAUGUCUCACACAAGGUUUUAGGGUUGAAAUAGCACGAAAAAAAAAAAAAAAAAUCUAACACACACAUUUUGAAAUGAACAGUUAUAGACUGAGUCUAUGAUGACUCCUGUUUUGAUUAGGAGAGUAUGGAUUUUUUCAGCAAGGCACUGCAGCUGCAAAGUGCUACUUUUAUGAGCAGUUGUGUAAAAAUUGUGUAGCAGUAUGAUACUGGGAGUCAUACACAGCUGAUAUGGUUAAGUGUGUAUUCUUUUAUUAGUGUGCACUGAUUUGCUGUUGUGUUGUGAGUUAGCUAUAAGGAGUGCACAGUGUUGUUAGAUAUUGAACUUGUUGUCUGCAUAAUAUUGGUACACAUAAUCUGUUUAGGAGUAGCCCUUCACACGUAUCUGGGUUACUCUAGUGUUGCGCAGGCAUGCAUAGUGCAAAAUUGCAGAGCAGUUCAGACCUUUUCCUUUCGGGUAAGCACGACAAAGGACGUUGCGGUGGAUAUAAUGCGUCUGUGGAAAUUUACACUCUUCGCAUUCUGUGGACAACCUAUGAAGCGUUCCCUGGAAUGGAAUUUUAGGCGGCCAUGUGACAUUGAUUGCUUCUAAAUGGAUUCUAAAUGAAUGGUGCCAACAAUAUCACGAUGUGAACAUGGAAGAACAAUGAGGCAAUUGAGGUGGAGAAAGUAGGAGUUUGCAACAUAGUUUGUCACACACACACACAUGCACACACACACACACACAAAAAAAAAAACACUACAAAAUAUAGGGUUGUAACAUCAGGUAGUAAACUAAUGUAAUGUGUACGUCACCUCACUUCCAUCAACACACAAGCUUUACAAGCCAACAUACACAACCAAACUAAUUCUGUUCUGAAAUUCGCCAGGUUUAAAGGAGCAGUGAAGUAAUUAAAAAAAAAAAAAUUGGCAGUCUCAUAUUGCACAACGGAUAACAUGCGCCCUUGCAAAAGGACGAUUAUCCUAUCUGACCUAUAGCACAAGCAUUAAAGUCUUUGAUGUGCAUACCCUCUAGAAACCCCCCUAAUGGACCUUUUUCUCAACGGCCUAUGUGCAUGACUAUGAGGAGCCGGAGAGGGUUUCUUCUGUCUUCGCUAGAUGGCGCAGUAUGGGGACGACAGAAGUGGGGAUCAGUGGGGAGACCACACCAACGACGCGAGCUCGUCGGUCCCACUCCUGACCGAUUUUGGUCCUUUGUGCUGCCCACGUGGAUUCGUUUUGGCGCGCGCCGAGCGUGGUUCGCUGCAGAGGCGCUCGAAUAAGACCAAGACCUACUAGAUUAUAAUGACCAUGUCAUAAUCGCAAUCCCUAUGAGGAGCGCGUCCGCAGGAUCCGCUAGGGGCGCUACUCAUCGGCCCGCGGGAUCUACGUCAUGAUUGGAGAAUGGAAAUUUGAAUUUUGAACGUGCACAAGCGGACGUAUGACUACCGUAGUAGACAACACCAACAGCUCCUAUGAAAACGUAGAAUGAUGAUGAUGAUCAACUUUUAAAAAAAAAGCAUCUCUCAUGGGACAUCCACCGCUUGUACAAAAAUACUAAGGCAAGCUGAAGUACAAAGUAUUGCAGAAAUUGAGGAAGCAAUAAUCGGGCUGAUGAGUAGUGCCGCCGCUAGCUUCCAAAUGCGGUGCUGGGAAGGGGUGCCUAUGACAUGGUCGUUAUAAUCUAGUAGGUCGUGGAUAAAACACGUAUGUGAAAAAGCUCCAUUCCCUGAUAGAGCCCAAGUGGUGCUGGGAACUUUCCCUGACGUGGAAAGUCCUUGGGAAGUAGCACCGAGCGAUGUUUGCAGAAGACGAAUGUGCUGCCACAGUUUGUCCCUGCACAGGGGAGAGGGUAAAGUUUGGAUAAACAAUGUGACGGAGUGUCUGUCCUAUCACAAGGCAGCAUUGAGGGGCCAUUUGUAGACCGGCAUGGGUCCACAGAAGAAAGUGCACAGGAAUAUUGCACCCUUGUUUGGAAGCGGUCACUCGAUCAAUAGGGCAGAGAGGGAGACUGUGGAGCUGUGCAGACAGUUGACCAACUUGCAUGCCAUGUUUUUAGUGAGAUCAGACCUUGUGGCUGCUGCUGUCGUCGUCGUUGCUGCGCCAUGCAGACCUAAUUGCGUCACGCCGGAAUAUAGGACUGGGCCUUAAACGUCACACUGUGCCACUCGUGGCUGCUGCUGUUUCAGGGUGCCAUUGUAAAUUCAAUCGCGCAGUGCUGAAUUGCUGUGCAGCAAAAAUGUUGUGCAUUGUGGCUCCUAAUAGACUGCUUGAUAAACGAAGCAGGGUUUUGAGCCAUGCUAAGUGCCACUUUGUUGCUCCUUUAAAGCUGUUUUUAAUGUGAUAGCAUAUUUUUGCUUCAUGUCACCUCUGGUCCAUUGCCAUGUAUCUGCUCUCGGCUUGGUUAGUGUGGGUAAUAUGAAUUUGUGAACUCCAUUUGCAGAACUCCAUGGCAAAAUUUGUUUGGUGUUGCAGUCAUGUGUUAGCUCCUAAAAAGUUCUAAUCGGUCGCUGGUUUGUGCUUUUAAAGUACACUAGGGUUAAUUUGUAUAUAUAUCUUAUGAACAAAUACUGUAAAAGCUGUAUUUUUACAGUGGUGUAGCUCUAGGUAAAGUCUUACUCCCACAGGAAGAGAAAUAUCACCACAAAGAAACUGUCGUGUAAAGUGACAUAGCGUGAAAGAAGUAUUCUAGACUUGAACAAGGUAGAGCUUAGUUUUGUGGAAAAGUGAGAAGUCCAGCGACCUGGUGAAGGUGGAUCAAAGCCAGCCCAGAUCUCUCAGAUCGGGACCUGUUGAUAUUUCGAACGGAGACAGUUCUUUUACGGGGCCUCUCCGGAGCCUACCACUCUGUUCGAAAUACUGGUGGCUUUCAGUCUUUAAGGCUUCUGCUUUGGUAGAGGUUACAGGAUGUUGCAACCUCACACGCACCAAGGCUUUAAAAAAGAUGGAGCACUCUACAAGAAUGAAGUCAUCGGAAUGUUGUUGGUAGUUGUGUAUUGCAGUCGCUAGUACUUUUCAUACUUAGGCAGAAUGCCUAAUUAAUCAUUUUGAAUAGACUACGGUAAUAUUGUUUGCUCCGACUACUAAGCUCCGACAAAUUCUGCUCGCAAGACGCUGCUUCUUUUUAAAAACCUUGGUGCAUGCUAUUUGUACCUUGUUAUGAGGCUACACACCCUGUUGUGUUAGGUAAAGAACAUAUCAGGGCUAAUAAUUGUGAUCUGCCUACAUAAGGAAUUGGGUAUCACCUAACAUGGGUAGGGAGUAAGGAACUAGGAUGUCCCCUUGUGGUGCAGGCCAAGGUCUUGCAGGCAAUAUUUGGUGCCUGGAACCUUUCCUAAACAUAGAUGGUACAGCUCCCAUCAAAGCUAAUAACACUGGAAAAAGUUCUGUCUCAUUUCCGCGCGUGAUAACAGCCACCCUGGGGGAACGUUAAGUGAACAAAAUCCUUGCGUUAAACUAACAGAAUAAUUUUGUUCAAUUAAGAUUUCCUCGUGGCCCCAAGGGUUGCUGUAAUCACGCUCGGGAAUGAGGGCACAUUUCUUCCAGUGUUGUUAUUAACUUUGACGGGAGCUGUACCAACGUCAUGGAGCUUAAACCGUCGAUGCCACACCAGUUAUGCUACUACAGCGCUUGCCGUUUGUCCUUCCAUGACGACGUAUGCACUGCAUGUGAAAACACAGUGUGCACCAGGUACAGUACCAACUGCUCCACCAGCACUGUGAUGCCGAUCACCAACAGCAGGCACAGGGCUUGCACCACGAAAUGUCACUCUAUCGUAAACACUAGACAGACACACACAUUACCAUUGAAGGCUCUUUCGGGCCUUGGAAGAGCGCAAAAACAAAGGCUAGUUACAGAGGCCAUACUGAUUGCAUUCACUAGGGCCCCUUAUAUGUGCACCCUCUAUGUCUGCGCGAAACAGGUCACCCAUACAUGAUGGACCAGUGCACUGACACAAAUGGAGGAGAACGUUCUCACUUAAUCUACCUUUCUUACACUGUGGUAUUUAUUUCUUAUUUAUUUAUAAGACGUGACGUUUUCAUGUGAAAGAUGCGAUUUUCUCCCAAUUAUUUCAUGACCCAUAUCAGAAUCCAGACUAUAUUUAAUGGAGAUUGAUGAGUAUUUUGUCGGCAGUUCUUGUAAUCUUUUUGUUGAUAGAUCGUAUUGAUGAACUGUAACGGUAAUAUUCUGGUGAUAGUGAUAUAUGAGAAGGCAUUUAGGAUGUAACAGAUAUCUGAGGCCUCACAAUUUGAUGAGACUUUGCCAAAAGCCUGUAAUCAUCAUGGUAAAAGCUUUUUUGUGUGUUACGUGCAUAAAUUGUGGCUAUGCCCCUGCUGCGCCGCCCCGGCUAUUGUGAUCAAUGCCAAAAUGGGAUAUUGUAUUUUGUGGGUACAAAUAUAUGCAUAUUUUACAUUUUGUGAGAUAAGUGCAAAAUGAAACUCGCUUGACAUUUUAUUUUAGGAGUUUUGUUUACUACCGUUUCCUUAUACAUUACCCCCUGGUGUGAUCCUUCAUAUAUAUUAUUUUUACUUCUUACGCAAAAUGCUUUCAGGUGAUCACAGUAGCUUCUGAUAUAGCUUGUUUAUUCCUUUUCGUGGAUAACCGAACCAGUAACUGUGUUCUAAACUAGGCUACAGGCAGGUGCCAUUGUUGUUUGCUGUGUCUUUGUAAGCAGUAUUUAAGCGAAGAAAAAGAAAACAUGCACGUUUGUUUAUGCAAGCUGUAUAAAUCGGUGUCAUGUAGUAAUCAAUAUAUUUUUAGAAACAUC